Molecule: messenger RNA, 1377 nt
Organism: Gossypium arboreum
Lineage: Eukaryota; Viridiplantae; Streptophyta; Magnoliopsida; Malvales; Malvaceae
Exons: 2
Coding region: 700-1293 (197 amino acids)
Source: RefSeq, a predicted model, not a curated record
CUAGUGAACCUGUUGGUACGUGUUUUUAUUUUGUAUCAGUAGGCUUUGAAGUGCCAUAUCCGGCAUAACUAAUGGGUAUUUAAAAAAAGAAAGAGUUGAAGCGGUACUGGCUAUAGUUGUUUAUUAUAUUGGAUUCAAAUAUGAAUUUAUAUUCAAAAUCACUAUUGGACUUAUUUGAAUUCAGUCAUUUAUAUCCACUGUUUAAUUUUAGAAGAGUUAAUUUAAUAAAUCCAGAUAUUUAAAAAAAAAAAUUGAAUACGGAGGAUAUAUUUAGUGAAUUUGACAAACAAAAUCGAUUCAUUGCCUAAUUCGGAAGAGAGGUCAACAAUUUGAUAUCACAAAAAAGAAAAAGAAAAUGUCAUUUCAAGGAGGUUUAUUAGCUUCGAUUCCUUAAAAACACACCACAUCAUGUAUACUCUCAUCCAUACGCCAUUGGAUUGAAUAUUCAUUCAUUCCCUCUAAAGGGAGAAGUGACGUUUAUGAAAACGUGAUUCCAAAUUGGAAAUUUCAAUUACGUUGGUGAUUGAUGUUUCAUCUCAAUUGACAUCUCUGUUAUUCAUGUUCUUCAUCUCCAUGCAAAUUCUAUGACCUACCCACCAUUUCCGCAAAUGCAAAUGGAAUCCCAUCGGUGAUUCCUAGACCCAAACCUCCCAUUCCAACCUUUUUAUGUCAUUCUAAUAUUUCAUCUACCUUUCAUAUAUGCCUACUCUUUGUUUCCUCUUGGGAAGACCAGCUGAGAUGGAUGAUGAUAAAUUUAAGAGAAGGAUGAAGAAGAUGAAACGCAGGUAUUCCAACCCUACGCCUGCAGUGUUGCGUAUAACAGGCUCUGUUGUUACCAUGGUGUUGCUCUUAUUAACCAUCUGCUGCGGUUUCCAAUUGACCAUUGAACCUGGGCGAUACCGCGCCAUCGGUGCUCGGGCUUUCCAUGUUGGCAUCUCCACCAUAAUCUUCGGCUUUCUAUUCCUGAUCGUUGGCCUUUCCAUUCUGGCUGACAUGCUUUUGAAUAUAUCAGAACAGUUGCCGGAGCUAUCUGGCGUCCAUCAAGGACAACAGGAGACAAGGACGAUGUCGAAAGCAAUAAGGCAAGGCCUGGUAACUGUAAUCACCAUGUUCGUGAUAUUGUGGGCAAUGUACACCGGAUUUAGGCUUACAACCGAAUCAGGAGAGAGCAAACAAUACCUCCUUACGGUUUCCAUCGGAGUCACCACCAUUUUAUUUGGCUUAAUUUAUUUCAUUAUCGGACUCGCUGUUGUUCAGGAGCUUGUAUUAGAAUUUUUUUCCUGUUCUCAAUAGAAAAAUGACAGAAACAAUGCAACAUUUCAUCACGGUUGUGAAUUGUAAUGCUUUUCCCAUGAAAAUUCUUUAGCUUUCCAGCAA